AUGCAACAAAAAAAUCAGAAUGGAAAUAGCACAUUAGGUUAUGUCGAAGACAGUACCUCUAGAAAAUCUCGGGACAGUGAAUCAAAGGAAGAAAGUAACGUUCGAAAAAUCGAUAAUAUUAAUGAUGAAGAGGCAAAGGAAGGGAAUAUAUCACAGAGAAUCGAGCACCGUUCGGAUAAUCGGACGAUGAGAUCUAGUAAUAAUUUGACUGAGCAUAAAAGUAAUAGAAAUGAAGAAGAAGAAAACGAUGAAGAAGGAGAAGAUGAUUUUGGCGAUUUUGAGGAAGAGGAAUCGGGCCCUAAUAAAGAUGGUGAUGAUAUAUUUGGCGACUUUCAAGAAAAUGAAUUCAAAAAAUCCGAUGUUUCUGAAAAUGCAAACACUGCCAUCGAAUUAAGCUUUAAAGAGGAUUAUGAUCCUAAGUCUGAGGUAAUAAAGAAUCUUAUGACAAGUAUGAUGGGCCUCGAAAAUGAGGACAAUAGUGUCAAUGAUACUAUUGAACAACAGAAUGCAAUCAAUGAUGAUUAUCAUUCUGAGAUACAGUUAAGUGAAAGAUGUCAAGCAUUGUAUAACCGAUUGACACAGCAGCCAUCGAAUCUACAACAAAUAAAUUGGAAAAAAUCGUUUAUCCGGCGGCAGCUAUUAUUGAAUUUACAGAUACCGAUAAAUUUGGAUGAAAUGGCCCCAAAAAUGUCCGAAAAUGACGUUUAUCCAGAUAUUAAAUUAAAUCCAAAAGAUAGAGAAAGGAUGGAAAUGACUCUUAAACGUCAGAUUGUGCCAUUCAAUGAUCUCAAAAUCACAUCCGAACAAUUGAACAUUGUAUUAAAAAAUACGGAAAGUCAGAUUGAAGAUUUUUAUGGCCUGCUUCAGCCAGUAUCAUAUUAUAAAGCUGUUUGCGAGCAGAAUCCGGAUAGAUUAGAGAGGGAGUGGGAAAAACUAGUGAAGAUUAAAGAGAAACUUUUGGAAAUGGUUUCCUGCUGGGAUAAACGAGUAUCUGAAGUGCAAACCGAUAGUGAUAUUUUUUCUGAGUACGUGGAAAAUCUUGUUGGAAACACGCAGAAACUGAGAAGACAACGACUGGCUGGAAAGUCGAAAUAG
Brettanomyces bruxellensis is the source of this 1095-nucleotide messenger RNA. RefSeq lists its product as uncharacterized. The record is from RefSeq and is a predicted model, not a curated record. Lineage: Eukaryota; Fungi; Ascomycota; Pichiomycetes; Pichiales; Pichiaceae. Bases 1 to 1095 code for a protein of 364 amino acids. The transcript has a single exon.